Messenger RNA from Mesocestoides corti, 660 nucleotides. The record is from the annotation of a GenBank genome assembly. NCBI's taxonomy places the organism in Eukaryota, Metazoa, Platyhelminthes, Cestoda, Cyclophyllidea, Mesocestoididae.
AUGGCAGAAUAUUUGGCCUCAAUUUUUGGAACAGAGAAGGAUAAAGUCAACUGUUCUUUCUACUUUAAAAUUGGGGCAUGUCGACAUGGUGAACAGUGCUCCAGGCUUCACAAUAAACCUACCUUCAGUCAGACAAUUUUACUUCAAAACCUCUAUAUUGCUCCGCAUAACAACGCCAACCAAAAUGUCGCCAAUAUGACGGAAGUGCAAGCUCAAGAAAUUUUUGACGAAUUCUUUGAGGAGGUAUUUGUUGAAUGUGAAUCCAAGUACGGUGAAAUCGAGGAGAUGAAUGUUUGCGACAACCUGGGUGAUCAUCUUGUAGGCAACGUGUAUAUUAAGUUUCGCCGAGAAGAGGAUGCUGAGAAGGCCGUCAAAAUGUUAAAUCAGCGAUGGUUUGGGGGGCGACCUGUUCAUGCGGAACUAUCACCAGUUACUGACUUCCGUGAAGCGUGCUGCCGACAGUACGAACUUGGUGAGUGCACCCGUGGUGGAUUCUGCAACUUUAUGCAUUUAAAGCCCAUCUCGCGUGAACUGUGUCGAAAGCUGUACAAUAGAAGUAAACGCCGUUAUGGUGGAAGUUCGCGACGUCGAAGAUCCCGCUCCAGGUCUGGAGGUCAUCGAAGGUCCAGGUCGCCGAAAGGUCGCAGUUCCCGACGCUAA